Drosophila pseudoobscura is the source of this 6664-nucleotide messenger RNA. Its product is annotated as interaptin. The record is from RefSeq and is a predicted model, not a curated record. NCBI's taxonomy places the organism in Eukaryota, Metazoa, Arthropoda, Insecta, Diptera, Drosophilidae. The transcript is spliced from 16 exons. Bases 929 to 6607 code for a protein of 1892 amino acids.
AGUUGAAGCGUUCAGAAAUUAUUUAAAUUUAGUUUCUCGUCGAUUUUCAAAACGUUCGCAUCGAAAAAAGUGCGAAGGAGCCUCUCCGCGUCGGUUUGACUGGGCCACGGCGAUUUGAAGCAGUGUGAAAGGGAUGGGAUGCUAUCUGUAUAAGUAUUUCGAGUGCUCGGCGAUCGGCGGUUAUAUUAAAGAUAUCCAACAGCAUAUAUGUGGAUAAAUAUGUGUAUACGUGUGGUGUGGUGUGCGCGCCUGUCUAAGUGAGUCAAGUGAACAAAAUCCAUUUGGAGAAUCCAUUGCGUGAAUUCAAUUGAAAUUAUUGUAAACAAAUAUUCUGUAAUCUGUGGAAAGCGAAAAAAGCUGGACUGCGCUGAGCAUUUGAGAUCCACGGAGGAGAUUUAUGGGAAGUGCGCUGCUAUUUAAGAAAAAGAACGUGUUCUAUUUUUAAAACACAGCUAAUUUUUGUGGUCGUAAAUUUUUGUAUUAAGUGAAUAUUCCAAAAUUAAAUCAAACAAAACGUGAGCGAAAACCCAGGGCCAAGUGUCCGCGCAAAGAAAGUCUACCAGGAUCGCCCUGGAUCUGCGCGAUGAGAGAUCUCUCCUAAAUAUAUGCAUAUAUGUUCCAUAUCCAUCGUGUAAUAAUUAUCAGCUGGUAAAUGCUACUAAAUAAUCGGAUGCAAAACGCACAUCGUCUGGGGCGAUUACGCAACGUAUGUAUCUAGAAUCUAGAAUCGUUUUUGGUGAAUGAAAAAUUCCGCACACCUUACGGACGGACACCGUCAUCUAUUGGUGGAGAAGGAGGAGUAGGAGCAGUUGCAUCAGAUGCUGCCUCCUUCCCGAACGUCCAGCCUCAAACCUUUCUAAAUGCGGAAAUAUUUUGUUUUCGUUGAAAUUUGCAGGAAAAGAAAAGCUGACAAGUUGUACAAGAACAGAUGCAUCAUCUGUAUCCAUCGCUGAAAGGCGAUCAGCUAUGCCCACUCGGCUUCCAUCCCCAGACUCGUUAUCCCACACGAUGUAAGCGUUGCUUUCGGGAUUACAAGGAGCAUGGAGCCCGUAGACCCGGCGAAGAAGUGGCCGCUUCAUCGCCAAAUCUCUCCGAUGGCCAGAGUUCGCGGCCUACUUCCCGAACAUGGACUUCGACGCAGAAUCUGAGCGUCAAUUCAAACAAUAGCAAUGAUAUAGUUGUUCACUUCAAUGUAGAGUUAAAGAAGCGUCCACAGUCCUGGGCUUCCACGCCGGACAUUGAUGAUCCGGCGCAGGAGUCCGCUCGCCGACCAUCGACAACGGUGAGCAGCCUUCGAGCAACCGAUGAUCAUAAUGUGGCUGUCACGGUCAAGCUGCCGGUGGCGCCGCGACGUCACACAACCGCCUUGGACAUCAAGGAGCAUUCUUUACAGAUGGAACAAGCGCUCACACCAUCAUCAACCCGUGUAACAUCCUCACCCAGUAAAACUUCAAGUAUUCCAGAUGAGUUAGUCAUCCUAUCGACAGACAGUCUAGCCGAGCGUGUCCGCAAAAUGAAUCUUCUCAAGAAGCAGCGCAGCCUGAACUCGCGGGAAAACAGUCGCGAACGAUCCGUACCCAGGAGAGAAGAGGACAGUGAUUCAGCGGCGGCAGCAGCUCCGACAGUUCCGGAUCGACCAGAGCGUAGCAAGUCCGGAAAUUCCUUGAACCAGAAUCCCCCCCAGGCGGAACUGAAACGCGCCUCGCUUCCGCCCAAAAAAGUGGCGGCCACACCAACAAUCACAGCCACAAAUAGCAGCAGUGGUGGUGUUACAAGCACCACAAAAGCCACAUCUGCAGUCUCCAGCGAGAUUAAGGCCUCUUCUUCCAGCUCCUCGACGAGCUCCAGUUCUACUCGUCGCAAGGAGGCGGAUGCAGUGCAGAGCAGCAAAGAAAUCAAAAGACAAACCGUACCCAGUGCAUCCACAUCUCACUCCACGAGCAGCAGUAACAGCACUACCACUAAGGAUUCGGUGGCACUGCAGGAGCAAAUGAAAACACUCCGAACCGAGCUGGAUACCAUGAAGACCCGCGCCGAACGAGCAGAAAGGGAUAAGAGCGACAUUCUACUGAGACGUCUUGCCUCCAUGGAUACGUCAUCGAACCGAACUGCAGCCUCGGAAGCCCUCAAUCUCCAGCAGAAGUUGAAUGACAUGAAGGAGCAGCUGGACCGUGUCACCGAGGACAAGCGAAAGCUGAAUCUUCGCAUGAAGGAGCUGGAGAACCGCGGAAGCGAGUCGGAGCUGAAACGGAAGCUGCAGGCGGCCGAGCAAAUCUGCGAGGAGUUGAUGGAGGAAAACCAGACGGCUAAAAAAGAGAUUCUCAAUCUCCAGGCAGAGAUGGACGAGGUGCAGGACACGUUUCGUGAUGAUGAGGUCAAGGCCAAGACAAACUUGCAAAAGGAGCUCGAAAAGGCCACCAAGAACUGUCGCAUUCUAAGCUUCAAGUUGAAAAAGAGCGAUCGAAAGAUCGAAACCCUGGAACAGGAGCGUCAAAGCUCCUUCAACGCCGAGCUAUCCACCAAGGUGAAGAAGCUGGAAGAGGAGCUGCGAUUCUCAAACGAACUUACAAGAAAGUUGCAGACGGAAGCCGAGGAGCUGCGCAAUCCGGGCAAGAAGAAGGCGCCCAUGCUAGGAGUGCUAGGCAAAUCCACAUCGGCGGAUGCCAAGAUCACUCGUGAGUCGCUUACACGCGGCGGUUCUCAAGAGGAUCCGCAGCAUCUGCAGCGGGAACUGCAGGACUCCAUUGAGCGGGAGACCGAUCUGAAGGACCAGCUAAAGUUCGCUGAAGAAGAGCUUCAGCGACUCAGGGCCAAACGGGUUCAGUUCAGCUGCGGCACACAGACCUCACCCGAGCUGCCCCUCGAGAUGAUUGCCUUUCCGCGUUCCACUCAGACGGUGGCCAUAGAGCAGUGUGAUGCCGUCACCAGUAUGGAGAUGUCCGGUGGCGGACUCGGACUCUCGGUUGAGGCUCACAGUCAAACCGAUUUCGAAUCGAUAGCGAGAAAUGCUUCGUGCGAACGGGAGACGACUCCGUCGCCAUUUGUGUCGCUCUUUGCACCCUCAACAUCCUCCAGAGUGGGGCACUCGCGUUCUCUGCUCUUCCCCAGUGCUAUUUCGCAUGUUCUUCUGAAUGGAACAGCUCGCAAGCUGAGUCCCACACCACAUCCCCAUCGACUGGCGCCCGAAGUGCAUGCGGAUCGGGAUGAAGGCAUCUCAGACGAGGAUGAUCCAGCCGAACUGCGUAUCCUGCUGGAGCUCAACGAGCAGGAGGCCUCAAUACUGCGUCUCAAAGUGGAGGAUCUGGAGAAGGAGAAUGCGGAGUCAAAGAAGUAUGUGCGCGAACUUCAGGCCAAACUGCGGCCGGAGGCUGCUUCUUCCAAUGGCAGCAAAUCCGCGCUUCUCAGUUUUGGCACCUCCUCCUCCAGUGCGGCCGAAAAGAAACUGAAAACCCUGAACGAAGAGUUGACGCAGCUGCGGAAGAGCCUCCAGGAAAAGGAACAGGCCGUGGACACUCUGAAGGAGCAGCUCAGCAAGCUGAACAAUCUUGAAACGGAGAACGAGAAACUGUCAAAGGAGAACAAGCGUUUACAGACCCUACGCAAGGCCAACGAGAAGACGGGCGAGGCGGAUCUGUCCAAGAUCAAGGAGACUCUAACGGUGGCCCAGCGGGAGAGGGAUGAGCUGACGGCCAGGGUGAAGCGGAUGCAGCUUGAGGCUGAUGCCAAGCUACCGGCCCGCACAGCCAAGCGGGUCAACGACCUUACCCCGAAGAGUCACCUUAAAAAGUGGGUGGAAGAGCUGGAGGAUGAGAUCAGCGAGAUGCGGGUGAUGCUCAGUUCGAGUGGAUCCGAUCAGGUCAAGGCCCUGGAAUCAGUCAAAGCAUCGCUCGAAGAGGAGCUGCAAAAGUGCAAGAAAAAGCUGACCCUGGCCGAGGGCGAUGUCCAGCGUCUGAAGCUACUGAAUGGCUCAAGCAGUAAGGUCACCGACCUGGAGCAGAAGCUGAAGCGCAGCGAUGAGGAUGGCAAGAAACUUAGCACCAAGCUCAAGGAGCUGGAGGAGAAGCUCAAGAAGCAGGACACUCAGCUGAAGCAGAGCGAGACGAACAAAUCCACCCUGGAGACCCAGAGCAAACGAGAGAAGGAGAAGCUGUCCAGCCUGGAGAGGGACCUCGAAAAGCAGGGCAAGGAAAAGGAGAAGCUAGAGUCCAAGAUCCUCCAGCUGGAUACGGAUCUUCUCACAGCCAAAAAGGCCGCGGAUAAGACUAAAUCCAGUCUGGAGAAGGAGAUCAAGGAUCUGAAGACCAAGGCCAGUAAAUCGGACAGCAAACAGGUGCAAGAACUCAAAAAGCAAGUGGAGGACAUCCAAACUUCGCUCAGCGCCGAGCAGAAGCGCAACGAGGACCUCAACACCCAUUGGGAGAAGCUCUCCGAAGAGACCAUCCUGAUGCGGGCACAGCUGACCACCGAGAAGCAGAAUCUCCAGGCCGAGCUCAAUGCCAGCAAGCAGAAAAUGUCCGAAAUGGAUACCAUACGCAUCGAGCGCACCGACAUGGCCCGCAAGUUGAACGAGGCCCAGAAGAAGAUCGCCGAACUGCAGGCUAAGACCCUUAAGACCGGCAACAACGGCGACCACGAGCGUACCAUGCUAAAGAACAAGUUGGCCGAAAAGGAGCACGAGUACGAGCGUCUGCGCAGGGAGAAUGAGAUGAACAUCGAUCUGGUAUUCCAACUCCGCAAGGACAACGAGGAUCUCAAUGGCAAACUGAGCGACUACAAUCGAAUCGAGCAGGCCCAGGUCUCGCUCAAUGGACACGGUGCCAGAAGAGAUGCAGAGAUCAGGGAGCUAAAGGAAAAAUUACAGAGCACCGAACUGCAGAUGAAAUCCGAGGUGGCGACCACUCGUCUUAGAUACGAGCAACAAGUGAAGAACCUCAGCGGAGAACUCAAUUCGAUGCAGCGCCAAUGUGAACGCUUCAAGAAGGAUCGCGAUGCCUUCAAGCAGAUGCUAGAGGUUGCACAGAAGAAGAUCGGUGAUCUAAAGGCCAACAAUACGGGUAGACAGAGCCGUGGAUCCAUGCACAGCAGCGACGAUGAUGACAAGAGCAAGAUUGCUUACCUAGAGCAGCAGAUUGGCCAUCUGGAGGAUCAGUUGGUGGAGUCCCGCCUGGAGGGUAGCAAGGUCAAGACGGAGCUGGUGUCCGAGCGCAGCGCCAACGAGAUCAAGAUAUCCGAGAUGCAGUCGAAGCUGAACGAGUUCGAAGAGGAACGUGUCAUUGGCUCUGGGAGCACAAAGCUGCCUGGCAUGAAGACCAAGCUGGAGUUGUCAUGGCAGAAGGAGCGGGAGGAUCAGCAACGUCUGUUGCAAGAGACCUCCACCCUGGCCCGGGAUCUGCGACAGACUCUGUUUGAGGUUGAACGCGAGCGGGACAAGGAGCGGCUGGAAUCCAAGCGUAAGUUAGAUCAGAUCAAGCGAGCCACCGAAGAGGAAAUGGAGGAGGGACGCAAGAAGAUUGCCGAGCUACAGUGCGAUCUACUCGAAUUACGUGAUGUCCAUGCCAAGCUGCGCACCUCCAAUGAAAAGCUAAGACGAGAACGCGAACGGUACGAGAAGGAACUGAUCAAGCGCCGCAUGGAGGCGGAUGGUGGUGAUCGCAAAGUGGGUGCCCUUUUGCAGACCGUCGACGAGCUGGUGAAGAUCGCUCCAGACCUGAAAAUGGCACGAGGCAGCUACGACAACACUCUGCGUCCAGAGCAGCCUAAUGUGCGCCGCAGUCGCAGUCCCUCGCCCACACUGAGCAGUACACAGAUCAGCACCGUCCUGGCCCGGUUGGCCGAGGCCUCCGAGGAGCUGCGUAAGUUCCAACGCCUGAACGAGGAUGAGCAGGAGCGCAGUCGCAUACGGCGCGGCAAUCUGCGACGUGCUGCCUCGCAAGAAAACGAUCACCAUGGCAGCAGCAGUUCCGUGGCCAGUGCGGCGGGCUCCCAGCGGGGCGGUGGUCGCUUGUCCCGUAAUUCAAGCAAUAAUGGCAGCCUCAUACGCAAAAGCCUGUCGCUGGACCACUCCAUACAAAGGGAUCAGAACAUUUGGCGCCAGGACGAUGGCAGUGUGUCCUCGAUGCAGUCCAUUGACUCUGAGCUGGGCGGUCUGGUGCGUGAUUCCAGCCUGGACUCACGCCUCGACUCGCGUCUGUCUGGGGGCUCAACACAAAGUGACAUACCACGAGGUCCACGAAAAAAGAAGAAGGGAAUCAUGGGCAAGCUACGCAGCCUGACCAAAAGCAGUCGCAAUUCCGAGAGUGAAAUAUCGAUUCAAGGAUCCGACUCUGACAUCAGCGUUGCCAGCGACAUGAGAUCCAGCAAGAAGGACCUGCGCGGCCGUCUCUCUGGAAUGUUCAAGCGCUCGGGAUCGAACUCCCGCAGCGAGAGCAUGGAACGGCCCAGCACCGAGCAGAGGCCUGUGGCCGUCACCGUCGUGGGACAUCCGGAUGGGCCCCAGCCCCGGGAGCCACCCCCAGCCAAUUCCCUUACACCCAGGCCCAUACGUUCGAUCCCGAAACCGCCCAGUGGCACCAGUCCAGCCACACCCAGACGACGCGUAGCAAAGUAGUCAUCAUCGAUUCGUAGGAUUCAUUCUAAUCAUAGCAAUAAAUGUUCGUUCAAGCCA